GAAGGCAGCGUAGGGUUCUGGGCUGGACAGGAAACGACGGAGACGCGCAGCGUGUCUCCUCAGCAGCUCCGGGAGAGAAGAAUGGGAAAAGGGAAUGGGACUGUAUAUGUAGACGAGGCAAUUCGUAAAAACAUGAGGACAGCAGCCAGUUUUUAACUAGAUUCCUCUUUAAAACCGAUAAUUGCACAUAUUGUAUCAGGAGUUUUUCUUAUUUUUUCCCUGAGGAGAGGGAUAUUUGCUCCCACUGGAGAACAUAGCAGAGGAGAGGAACGUCUUUGUGAAUCCCUUUUGACAGGGAUAAAAACCCAGUCACAGUGAGGGGUGGCGGUUUCAUCUGACCUCAGUAGGAAAAAGGGAAAGCCGCUUCAGAGAUGGAGCAAGUAUCAGAUGAUGAGUUGGACCAUGGAGCAGAGGAGGACAGUGAUAAGGAGGACCAGGACCUGGACAAGAUGUUUGGAGCCUGGCUGGGAGAGCUGGACAAGCUCACACAGAGUCUGGAUGAUGGCAGGCCCCAGAAAGCACUGCAGAAGCCUCCCCUCAGGCAGGAGACAAACAUGGCCAACUUCUCCUACCGCUUCUCGAUGUAUAACAUAAACGAGGCGUUGAACCAGGGCGACACAGUGGACCUGGAUGCCCUGAUGGCUGACCUGUGCUCCAUCGAACAGGAGCUCAGUACCAUUUCCAAACCAAACUCCGCGUCACGUGGCCACAGCAAAGGCCAGCAGCGGGCCCCUGGAGGGCGCAGUGCCAGUACCAAGCACACAGGCACCAGUGGAGGGGGAAGCAGCGGAGAAAGCGCCAGUAGCAGUACCCGGGCAUCGCCAGCCAACACAAUACGAGGUGGCAGCGUCGGCUCCCGCCCCACGGCCUCCAACAUCUCCCUGGAUGACAUCACCUCUCAGCUGGAGAGGGCCUCUCUAAGCAUGGAUGAAGCGGCACGUCAGACCUCUUCCUCUUCCUCCUCUUCCUCCUCCUCUUCUUUCUCCUCCACCACUCUCCGGCGGCCCUCGUCGGGGUCAUCCGGCGGAGGGCAGCACCGGAGGACCGGCUCUGUCGGCACGGUCAGCGAGCAGGAAGGACCAUCACAGCGGUCCAGUGUAAAUUCAGCAUGUGCCUCAGCGUCCAGCAUGGACUCCCUGGACAUUGAUAAAGUGAUGACGGGUGGAGAGGUGGAGGGCCAGAGCAGCCCGAGCACACAAGGACAAAACCAGACCAGCACAGAGCAUGUCACACUGCGACGGGCCAAUGGUAAGGCAGCCAGGCGGCAGCUUGACUUCACCUCACAAGAGGGUGAAGUGGAUCGGGCCACUCAUUCCUAUCUGGACCGAGAAACCUCGCUCAUUCUGAAAAGCAUAGCUGGGAAGCCUUCUCACCUCCUGACCAAGGAGGAGCAAGCUGCCAAAUUGAAGGCAGAGAAGAUCCGAGUCGCCCUAGAAAAAAUCAAGGAGGCACAGGUCAAAAAGCUGGUGAUCAGGGUCCACAUGUCAGACGAGAGCUCCAAGACCAUGAUGGUGGAUGAGCGGCAGACAGUAAGGCAGGUGCUGGACAGCCUGCUCGAUAAGUCACACUGUGGCUACAGCCCUGACUGGUCUCUCGUGGAAACCAUCACUGAGCUACAGAUGGAGCGUAAUUUUGAGGAUCAUGAGAACUUGGUGGAGAAUCUAUUAAACUGGACCCGGGACAGCCACAACAAGCUUAUGUUCAUUGAACGCAUCGAGAAAUAUGCUCUUUUCAAGAACCCUCAGAACUAUUUGUUGGGGCGGAAGGAGACAUCCGAAAUGGCUGACAGGAAUAAAGAGGCUUUAUUAGAGGAGUGUUUCUGUGGCGGCUCUGUGUCGGUGCCAGAGAUUGAGGGUGUCCUGUGGCUGAAGGAGGAUGGGAAGAAGUCGUGGAAGAAACGCUACUUCCUCCUCAGAGCUUCAGGGAUCUACUACGUCCCCAAAGGCAAAGCAAAGGCAUCCAGAGAUCUUGUGUGCUUCCUGCAGUUGGACCAUGUUAACGUGUAUUAUGGCCAGGACUACCGCAGCAAGUACAAGGCUCCCACUGACUACUGCCUGGCCCUAAAGCAUCCACAAAUCCAGAAGAAGUCACAGUACAUCAAGUAUCUCUGCUGUGAUGAUGUCAGGACCCUGCACCAAUGGGUGAAUGGAAUUCGCAUCGCCAAGUAUGGGAAGCAACUAUAUGUGAACUACCAGGAAGCCAUGAAGAGGACAGAGGCGGCCUACGAUUGGUCCUCUCUCUCUACCUCCAGCAUCCGAUCAGGCUCCAGUUCUGCCAGCAUACCUGAGUCCCAGUCUAAUCAUUCAGGCCAUUCAGACAGUGGGGUGGACACGGGCUCUUCUCAUGGCCGGUCCCAGAGUGUGGUGAGCUCCAUUUUUUCUGAGGCCUGGAAGAGAGGUACCCAGAUCGAGGAAAACACCAAGCAGAUGAGAAUGGAGGCAUCCAGAGGGGCCACCCUGCCGCAUGCUUCCCACAGUCACCGGCAUCACAGCCAGCACUCAGUUGAUCACCCAGCCCUGACGCCUCCUCCCCAACUGCAGCCCCAGCCCCAGCCCCAGACCCAGCCCCAGACCCAGCCCCAGACCCAGCCCCAGACCCAGCCCCAGACCCAGCCCCAGACCCAGCCCCAGCCUCAGACCCAGCCUCAGACCCAGCCCCACCCACCACAGCUUCAGCCCCCAUCAAUGCACCCCCAGACACUGACCCAGCCACAACACCAGCACCUGCCUCCCCAGCCUCAGUCUCCUCAACCGGCCCCACAGCCACCACCCCAGUUGCAUCAGCGCCCUCAGCAAUCACCACAGUCUCCACAACAACAACAGCAGCAGCAGCAGCCACAGACCAUCAGCAACUACAACCACGUGCCCCAACAGCAGCAACAGCUGGCUCCCCACCCCCUCCUCCUCCACCGCCUCCCCCUCCUCCCCUACCCCCAGUUCAAAUGGUGUCACACCACUCACCGGCUCCCACCAUGUACAAGUACAGCACGAUCACCAGGCUGCAGAACCAGAAGGCCUCCCAGGCUGCCAAUCACCACAAGUUGCCCAGUCACCUCCAUGCAAUAGCUCACCAAGUUCUUCCCUCAACUCCGACACCACCUCCAGCACAGGUGUCCAUCAGACCCAAUGUGAAUCACAUUGCGGCAAGGACUAAUGUCCCGCCUCCCCCUCCACCACCUCCUCCCCCUCCACCCUCCAUGCCAACCCCUG
Molecule: messenger RNA, 3209 nt
Organism: Siniperca chuatsi (mandarin fish)
Lineage: Eukaryota; Metazoa; Chordata; Actinopteri; Centrarchiformes; Sinipercidae
Gene: raph1b
Product: Ras association (RalGDS/AF-6) and pleckstrin homology domains 1b
Exons: 18
Coding region: 372-3065 (897 amino acids)
Biological process (GO): signal transduction
Cellular component (GO): plasma membrane; cytosol
Source: RefSeq, a predicted model, not a curated record